AUGGGGCCCUACAAUCUCUCCACCUUUGGCUUGGUUUCUCAUGGAAAUCCCCAGCAUUUUGCUCCCUUUCCUCCUCUUUCCCUUUGGCCAACACUUCACAAAUCCCAAAGCUUUAGUUCUCAUGUCUCCUUUCCUCCUCCGCUACUUCCACCGCACUUUGAUCUACCCUUUCCGCCUUCACCAGAGUACCACUCAACAGAAAAGCAAAACCACUAUUGGUUUCCUGGAUUUGUGCUUCAACUAUUGAACACUUACUUGCAGGCUAGGUGGGUUUCUCAUUAUAAAAGUGAUUAUGAUGGCAAGGGAGGUUUGUUUUGGUGGAAGUUUUUUGGUGGGCUGGUGCUUUUUCUGUGGGGCAUGAGGAUUAAUUUGUGGGCUGACAAGGUUUUGUUGGGUUUGAAGAGGGAAAGUGGUGGAUAUAAGGUGCCAAGAGGAGGUUGGUUUGAGUUGGGCUUGUGCCAAUCACAAGUGGGUAUCUGGAGAAGUUUGGAGAGGAUUGUCCCAAGAACAGAAAAGCAGUGA
Dovyalis caffra is the source of this 522-nucleotide messenger RNA. The record is from the annotation of a GenBank genome assembly. NCBI's taxonomy places the organism in Eukaryota, Viridiplantae, Streptophyta, Magnoliopsida, Malpighiales, Salicaceae.